Molecule: messenger RNA, 533 nt
Organism: Amphimedon queenslandica
Lineage: Eukaryota; Metazoa; Porifera; Demospongiae; Haplosclerida; Niphatidae
Product: cullin-3-B-like
Exons: 5
Coding region: 111-533 (140 amino acids)
Biological process (GO): ubiquitin-dependent protein catabolic process
Molecular function (GO): ubiquitin protein ligase binding
Source: RefSeq, a predicted model, not a curated record
AUUAAUAGGAUCGUGUUUAUGUUCAAGGAAAUGAAAAACUCAACGUUUAUGAUUUAGGACUGGUACUAUACAAGGAUGAGGUGUUGCAUCAUCAUUCAAUUAGAGAACACAUGAAGAAUCUAUUAUUAGAACUAGUGGAUAAAGAGAGGAAAGGAGAGAUUGUUGAUAGAGGUGCCAUACAGAGUACUUGUAAGAUGUUAAUGUGCCUGAGUCUGAGCAGUUCUAAAAGAGACGUCUAUGAGGAAGACUUUGAGAGACCAUUUCUACAAAUGUCAAGAGAGUUUUAUAAAGCUGAGAGUCAGAAGCUCCUAGCAGAGAACAGUGCCCCAGUGUACCUAAGGAAGGUUGAGGCUCGACUAGUGGAGGAACUGGAGAGAACUCAUCAUUACCUUGACCCCAGCACUGAAUCAAGAAUAACUAAAGUAGUGGAGGAUGAGCUGAUUAAGGAACACAUGAGCACUAUAGUGGAUAUGGAGAACUCUGGAGUGAUACACAUGCUCAAGAAUAUUAGAGUGGAAGGUAAUACUAGUUGA